Messenger RNA from Pogoniulus pusillus (Red-fronted tinkerbird), 9517 nucleotides. RefSeq names its product ATP binding cassette subfamily C member 5 (gene ABCC5). Gene Ontology annotation, biological process: transmembrane transport; proteolysis. Gene Ontology annotation, cellular component: membrane. NCBI's taxonomy places the organism in Eukaryota, Metazoa, Chordata, Aves, Piciformes, Lybiidae. The record is from RefSeq and is a predicted model, not a curated record. The transcript has 26 exons. The coding region runs from base 4435 to 8064 and encodes 1209 amino acids. Gene Ontology annotation, molecular function: ATP binding; ABC-type transporter activity; ATP hydrolysis activity.
AACCCCAGAGAGCUCCAUCUCAUGGCCAACUGUAAAAUGUUAAGGUUUCAUUGCUGAAUCACUUUAAAUGUUUUGACUAGCUAGAAAUUUUGGGGCAAAACUGCAGAGUGAUUCAAUAAUCCAAGAUAGGAUUCCUACAGCUGGUGGAUCAGUUGCUGCAUACCGAGGCAAGUUCUUGGAGAAGGGAGGGGGAGUUCAGGUGUCUUGGAGGAAAUGCACAUGUGUUGUUUUUUCUGUUUGAUUUUGAGCAUAGUUUAAAGUUCUUCCUUAACUUGUAUGUGGUCUUUUUUGCAUAAAAUUCUCUGCAGGUCUGUUAAUUGUUUUCUUUUUCUCUCUUUUUUUUGUUUUUUUCUUCCCUUCAAUUCUGUAAAUUUGUCUCAGAAAAAAACUCAGGCUGCUAAAAUGCUGAUCUUAGGUUACUGGCAUUAAUAGCACAGUCUACAAGGAGUGGAGUGAAACAGUUUUGUUAGAGCACUACUUAAAAACUAAUGUCAGCAGGCUUGAAGAAGUUUGUGGGUAUAGUCUUACUGAUUCAACAGAGGAUGGUGAGAGAGGUUUCGUGUAGAGGUGAUAGAGAACCUUCCUGCCUCUAGGAACAGCUGCUGUUUGGUGCUAUGGGUCAUAAUGAAGAUAACAGCAUAUGGGACUUGACAUUCACCCCCUUUUUUUUUUUGUCACCUGUUUGUUGCACCUGCUGUGCAGAUUUACAUCUGAAAUUUUUACUAAAUUUUAUUUUCUACACAUUUCCCUUGAGGAGUAGGAGCAGUAUUACUGCUAGUAGUACACGUUUCAGUGUGCUGGUAAGCUGAAGGUUCAUUUCUUGGGUAAGUACACUUGGGUGCACUGUUAGGUGAAAUGUCCUUUACCCUGCUUUUUAAAUGUCUUACCAAAAUGAUGUUCUGUUUUUUUUUAUGCCUUCUUUAAAAGUUUGCCUUGUUCCAUGUGGUAUGAAUAACGAAUGGAUGUUUCUGUGGUGGUGUUGGUAAUGAUUUGUAGUAGCUUGUAUUAUAAAAUAUAUCAGCACACUUCUGUAAUUAACAAUAAAUCAUGAUGAAGGUUUUAACAGCGCUAGCUUUCCCCAAGAAGAGCUUCUGUCAUUGUUUCACUACAGGGCUUUAGCAGCUGCUUUUAUCUUUAGCAAAAAAUACCCUUGCAGCAGGGUUGCCCCUAAUUUCUGUAGUGAGUAUUUUGGAGUUGCCACAGCCAAAGUGCUGAAAGAGAACAGGCGGGAGGGGAAGGUAUGAAACAAAACAACUUGGCUAGGCCAGGGGCUGCUGCUGCAAUUGAUGCUUGAUUUGGGUGAUUUAUCUACAGGCAUUUGCCCAUUUACAGGCAGCCUUAUUCUUUUAUCUGAAUAAGGAACAAUUCCCUUUUGAUUCCAUCAUUUGACAUGAAAAAAAGUCUUUACCAUCCCUCCUCCCAGUUUUUAGAAGUGGCAUGCCUCAUAGCUAUGCCUAUGCUGUCUCCUCAGAAGUAUCAGUGCUUUCUUGUAUUGUAACACCUUUUCAGCCACCUGAAGGUGAAAAGGGAGAUCAUGAAAAGCACUUGGCUUGACCUCAUGUAUUGGUGGAAAUCAUAAAAAUGGAGUUGAACACUACAUUAAACUUAAACAUGGUGAAUUGAACAUAUAUAACCUCGAAACGCCAGCCAACAGCCGUGGCUUUGCUAAUGGGCAUGGUGGUGGUUAUAACUGGAAAGGUGCUGCUGCAGGCUUCCAGCCUGUCUUGGAUUUUUUUUUUUGAGUUCUCAGAUCCUUUUAAUGGAUUUUUUUUUAUAUAGUAUCAGAUCCUUUAAGGGUCUUCCUUUUGGUUUUUUUUUGUAUUUUGAUAAAAUCUGCAUUUGGCACAGUACCGAAACCUAUAACCUGGUGAGACAGUUGCAUGUGUCAGACUGCCUCAUGAUAACCAUCAGAACAUAGUAGGGUAGGUGAGUGAGAGACUUUACUCUACAGUCCACAUUUGCUGCCAUUUGAUCAGCUACCAAAACUUGCAAGUUUGGGCUGAGAAGCAAAGAAGUUUGGGGUUUUUUUUGGAUCACUGAGCAUGAUCAAUUUAAUUCCAUGUCUGAACAGUGUACAUGUUUGCAACUGUUCAGAGCUAUUCUUCCUGUCUGGGAGAUGGGGACACUUGCUACCUUAGUGGAGUACAGCUUGACAGUUUGGUCAGUUAUUGGAGGGGGGAGUGGUAAGCUGCUGGAGGUAAGUCUCCCGAUUUCCCAGUUGGCUCCAGCUGCAGCCUGCCCUGUGCUGUUGCACGCUGGCUGCAGCAGGGGUGCCAGCGCUGCAGUGGGACCAGUGACAGAAGCUGUUCUUUAGAAUUUUCAGGAUGGCUGUUUUCUGCGUCAGAAUGAGACAGUCCUGCUGGGCAGAGCCAACGCCAAGAGCAAAGGUAAGGUAAAGUUUAUUCAAUGGGAAUGCUUAAGACAGCUGAGCAGCUAGUACCAGCCACUGUGGUAAUAGUCUCAGGAGUUUCUUUGUCCCUCGUUAGCUUGAGUUUUAGUUUUUGUAACUUACUUUUGUUUUUCUUCAAUAAAUUUGUUCUGGACUCUUAUCAUUAAAGUGGUUUGAAUUCAAAUAGUGUGUGUGUAUUCAGAUGUCAAUGUUAAUUCUGUGUGACUUUUUUCCCCCCCUCCCUUUUCAAAAUUCUUUAAUCUGCUCUUUCCUCUUUUCUUUCCUCCGGGUGGGGGGGGAAGAAAAAAAACCGGGGGUCUAACAUAAGCUGAUCUCAAUUUCAUCACUGGAGGUGCUGAAUCUAUAAAAUAACGCUGCAAAAUUGCACUAAAAAGUUUUGGGAGGAAUGAGACCCCAGGAAACAUCUGCUAUCUUUAUACAUCCUCUCUUGGAGACUUUCAGCAAUGCUGUGGUGUGCAAGAAAAUGCUUGCGGUCUGCGACCACUGCGGCCAUGCUGAGUUACAGCUCGUGAGGAAAAGGGGGAUUUUCACCCCCGCUUGCUCAGUGACUCGGUUGCAUAUGUUGGAUUGAAUACUGGAGAAAGAAGUCAGUAAGCUCCUUGGUAACUGCAAACCAACUGUAUGCAGUUGUGGUCCAAAGAGUCGAUGUAAAACUAACUCCAAGUAAGGAGAGAGUUGGAAUGCCGUAGAGCCGUGAAUGUGAGCUCCUGACAUUUGUUCAGGGAUGGGUAUGUAAAUUUUCUCAGUGGCCGUUCUAGAACCUGACGGACAUCUGGCUUUAACUCACAGCUGUGAAAAAGAAAGAGCAAAAAUUAUUGACAGCAUGUUUCCUUGGUUCUGACACACAGAAUUGCUUUCCUCAGAAAGACGAAUUUGAUCUCCAUUUUUUUGUUACUUGGUGCUGGGCCGUAGCUGUCAAGACCCUUGCUGAAGUCAAAUAGUGGGGUUUUGGGUUUUUUCCCCCUCUCUCUUCAAACUAUACAGAACUCUUCUUUGCAAAACCUGGUUUAGCCAAGAGGACUUCAACGGACUAUGAUGUGGGAAGCUGCUCAAGUAUUUCCUUUGGUCUCAGAUUUUCUUUUUUUGGUUGCUUUUUACGGUGGGCAAAGGUAAUUCCCUGCUCUGUACUAGAGUACCCAAAGCACCAGUAUCUAGAUGCACCAUUUGCUGAAAAGCUCUCUUAAGAAAUAUUUUGCUGUCUGUGAAGCCUUACUGUAAGAUACUUUCUAAACCAGAUUUCAGAAUCCGUGCAGCCUCAGAAGCCUUCUGCAAGCUUGACUUCUUUUUGGACUUCAUGAACAAAUGCUGCUUUGUAUCUUCCAUAUUUUUGCCUGUAGCUCUGAGUCUAGUUUAUGUUAGAGGUGAGGAUUGACUGUUAGAUGUUAGCCCUUUCUCAUCAUGCUGUAUGUGCAGACUGUAUGUUUAUACGAUGCUCUACCUGUUUGUACGGUGGUUUUGAGAUGUUACCAUUUCAGAUGGCACUUCUUUUCUUUUCCUUUUUUUUUUUUUUUUCCCUUUCAAAUAAAAGCCUCCUGUUUUGCAGUUGAUAGUAUUUAAUAUUGCUGCUGACUGUGAGUUGUAUCAUGUUAACGUUGUACCGUUGGACCGCAAAGAGCCGGAGGUGGGAAUCGGUGGUUUUGGGGGGCGGGAGGGGAAGCUGUCCUCUUUCUGCAGGUGAUGUUUGAAAUGUGAUUCCUGAGGUAAAGUGUUUAUGGUUUUUGUAAGGGGAGGGCACUGGGAGGGAUUAAGUGGUUGAUUAUUUUUUUUGUUGGUCUUUUUUUAGUUUACUUUAUUUUUGCUCCCUUGUCCCCAAUGGUUUGCGGUAUUGCGUGCCUUGUGCUUUCUGCUUGUUUUUUUCUUUACUAUUAAACUGCUGAUGUUUAUUUCCAGGAAUGUUUUGCAAAUGUCCUUCUCACUCUUCCCCUCUACAACUGUAGGCGUUCGUUGUGAAACACCUCUUGGAGUAUACCCAGCAGAGUGAGUCCAACCUGCAGUACAGCUUGUUUUUAGUUUUUGGCAUCUUUAUGACCGAAGUAGUGCGAUCUUGGUCCCUCGCGCUGACCUGGGCUUUGAACUACCGCACGGGGGUCAGGCUGCGUGGAGCUGUCCUCACUAUGGCCUUUAAGAAAAUUCUUAAGCUGAAGAACAUCAAGGAGAAGUCUCUCGGAGAGCUCAUUAAUGUAUGUUCCAAUGAUGGUCUAAGGAUGUUUGAAGCUGCAGCAGUUGGCAGUUUGUUGGCUGGAGGCCCUAUUGUGGCCAUCUUAGGAAUGGUUUAUAAUGUGAUUAUUCUGGGUCCAACUGGCUUCUUGGGUUCUGCUGUCUUCAUCCUUUUCUACCCAGCAAUGAUGUUUGUGUCACGCCUCACAGCUUAUUUCAGAAGAAAGUGUGUGUCAACUACAGAUGAGCGUGUGCAGAAGAUGAACGAAGUUCUUAAUUACAUUAAGUUCAUUAAAAUGUAUGCCUGGGUCAAGCCAUUUUCUCAGAACGUUCAGAAAAUCCGUGAGGAAGAACGGAAGAUCUUGGAGCGUGCAGGCUACUUCCAGAGCAUCACCGUGGGUGUAGCUCCCAUAGUUGUAGUCAUUGCCAGUGUGGUGACAUUUUCUGUCCAUAUGAUCCUUGGCUAUGAUCUUACAGCAGCUCAGGCAUUCACAGUGGUCACUGUCUUCAAUUCAAUGACUUUUGCUCUAAAAGUAACACCUUUCUCAGUGAAGUCUCUCUCUGAGGCAUCGGUUUCUGUUGACAGAUUUAAGAGUUUAUUUCUAAUGGAAGAGGUUCAUAUGAUAAAGAAAAUACCAGCCAAUCCUCACACCGCGAUAGAGGUGAAAAAUGCUACCUUGGCUUGGGACUUCUCCCACGCCAGCGUCCACAGCUCACCAAAGCUGACCCCCAAAGUGAAAAAAGUCAAGAAAGUCAGCAAAGGCAAGAAAGAGAAAAUGAAGCUGCAGAAUGAGGGACAGCAAGCUGUGCUGGCAGAGCAGAAGGGCCAUCUUCUAGUGGACAGUGAUGAUCAUCCUAGCCCAGAAGAGGAGAACAAAAUCAUCCACCUGGUUAACCUUCGGCUUCAGAGGACUCUCUACAACAUUGACUUGGAGAUAGAAAAGGGAAAACUUGUUGGAAUUUGUGGCAGUGUGGGGAGUGGAAAAACUUCGCUUAUCUCUGCAAUUUUAGGACAGAUGACCCUGUUGGAGGGUAGCAUUGCAGUAAGUGGAACAUUCGCCUAUGUGGCCCAGCAGGCCUGGAUUCUCAACGCUACACUUCGGGACAACAUCCUUUUUGGCAAGGAGUAUGAUGAAGAAAGGUACAAUAUGGUGUUGAAUGGCUGCUGUCUCAGGCCUGACCUAGCCAUCCUUCCAAACGGGGACCUAACAGAGAUUGGUGAACGAGGAGCUAACCUGAGUGGAGGACAGCGCCAGAGAAUCAGCCUGGCUCGAGCUCUGUACAGCGAUAGGAGCAUUUACAUCCUCGAUGAUCCCCUCAGUGCCUUAGAUGCUCAUGUUGGAAAUCACAUCUUUAACAGCGCCAUAAGGAAGCACCUGAAGUCAAAGACUGUCCUUUUUGUUACUCAUCAGCUUCAGUAUCUUGUUGACUGUGAUGAAGUGAUCUUCAUGAAAGAAGGCUGCAUUACUGAGAGAGGAAGUCAUGAGGAACUGAUGAAUUUAAAUGGGGACUAUGCAACUAUUUUUAAUAACCUGCAGCUGGGAGAAACACCACAUAUUGAGAUUAAUAUAAAGAAGAAUACCAACAGUUCACUGAAAAGGCCACAAGAUAAAAGUACCAAAACAGGGUCUGUGAAGAAGGAAAAAGCUGUAAAGAAGGAAGAGGGCCAGUUGGUCCAGUUGGAAGAGAAAGGCAAAGGCUCUGUCCCCUGGUCUGUGUAUGGUAUUUACAUCCAGGCAGCUGGAGGCCCCGUUGCAUUCCUCAUCAUCAUGGCACUGUUUGUGCUGAAUGUGGGCAGUACGGCUUUUAGCAACUGGUGGCUGAGCUUCUGGAUAAAGCAAGGCAGUGGAAACACCACUGUGACUCUGGGAAAUGAUACUGUCAUAAGUGACAGUAUGAAAGACAACCCUCACAUGCAUUACUAUGCUGGCAUCUACACACUGUCUAUGGCAGUGAUGCUGAUUCUGAAAGCUGUUCGCGGCGUUGUCUUUGUAAAGGGUACUCUCAGAGCAUCCUCAAGGCUCCAUGAUGAGCUCUUCCGACGGAUUCUGCGUAGCCCCAUGAAGUUCUUUGACACUACACCCACCGGGCGGAUUCUCAACAGGUUUUCCAAAGACAUGGAUGAAGUUGAUGUUCGACUGCCUUUUCAAGCAGAAAUGUUCAUUCAGAAUGUCAUCCUUGUGUUCUUCUGCGUGGGGGUGAUCUCUGGGGUUUUCCCCUGGUUCCUGGUGGCAGUGGGGCCCCUUGUUGUCCUGUUCAUGGUUCUGCACGUUGUGUCUAGAGUCUUUAUUCGAGAGCUCAAACGUCUGGACAACAUCACACAGUCUCCAUUCCUGUCUCAUAUUACAUCUAGCAUCCAGGGUCUCUCCACAAUCCAUGCCUACCACAAAGGACAGGAAUUUCUGCACAGGUAUCAGGAGCUCCUAGAUGACAAUCAGGCACCGUUUUACCUGUUCAGCUGUGCAAUGCGCUGGCUGGCUGUGCGGCUGGACAUUAUCAGCAUUGCUCUUAUCACAACCACUGGCUUCAUGAUUGUCUUAAUGCAUGGCCAGAUUCCUCCUGCAUAUGCUGGGCUGGCUAUCUCAUAUGCUGUGCAGUUAACAGGAUUGUUCCAGUUUACAGUUAGACUUGCCUCAGAGACAGAAGCUCGCUUCACCUCCGUGGAGAGGAUUGAUCACUAUAUCAAGACACUUUCUCUGGAAGCUCCUGCUCGAAUUAAGAAUAAAGCUCCUCCUCUGGACUGGCCACAGGAAGGGGAAGUUGUUUUUGAAAAUGCAGAGAUGAGGUACCGAGAGAACCUCCCUCUGGUACUCAAAAAAGUGUCCUUUACCAUCAAACCGAAGGAAAAGAUUGGCAUUGUGGGCAGGACAGGCUCUGGGAAAUCUUCCCUUGGAAUGGCACUCUUCCGUCUGGUCGAACUGUCUGGAGGCUGCAUUAAAAUUGAUGGAGUGAAAAUAAAUGACAUUGGUUUGGCAGAUCUUCGCAGCAAACUCUCAAUAAUUCCUCAGGAACCUGUGCUGUUCAGUGGCACUGUGAGAUCAAACUUGGAUCCUUUCAAUCAGUACAGUGAGGAACAAAUCUGGGAUGCAUUGGAAAGGACUCACAUGAAGGAGUGUAUUGCCCAGCUGCCCAUGAAACUUGAUUCAGAAGUGAUGGAAAAUGGGGAAAACUUUUCAGUUGGAGAGAGACAGCUACUGUGCAUAGCCAGAGCUCUGCUGCGCCGUUGCAAGAUUUUGAUAUUGGAUGAAGCAACAGCUGCUAUGGACACAGAAACCGACUUACUGAUCCAGGAGACUAUCAGAGAGGCAUUUGCAGACUGCACUAUGUUAACAAUUGCUCAUCGCCUGCAUACAGUACUGGGCUCUGAUCGGAUCAUGGUGCUAACACAGGGACAGGUAGUGGAAUUCGACACGCCAUCUGCCCUUCUGGCCAACGAGAACUCGCGCUUCUAUGCUAUGUUUGCUGCUGCGGAGAACAAGGUUGCUGUCAAGGGCUAAAAUUCAGGGCAAAGUCACUUUAAUUUUGGAGAGCUACAUUCCCUGUCUGUGGCAGGCCAGCUCUUCCUCCUCCUCCUCCUCCAAGCAGAUUAUUGCCUUCUCAUCUUUUAAUUUUUAGCACAAUGUGUCAAGCUGAAGUUUUUAAAACGGCAUCAGAAGAUUUCUUCAUUGGUUUUUAUUGUUGUAUUUAUUCCCUCAUCAUGUUACUAACUUUUCGUUAUUGAAUGCACUCUACAAGUGGCUCAGGGAGCCAUAGUUAUAAAUGUAUCAGAGGCCUAUAAUGAAGCUUUAUACAUGUAGCUAUAUCUAUACAUAAUUCUGUACAUAGCCUAUAUUUACAGUGGAAAUGUAAGCUGUUUAUUUUGUAUUGAAAUAAGCACUGUGUUAAUAACAGUGCAUAUUCUUUUCUAUCAUUUUUGUACAGUUUAUGGUAGCAGAGAUCUGGCUCUAUCAGACUGUAUCAGACGCCCUUCUGUCUCUUACAGUUGGUCUUUUCCUAGUGCUGGAUUUUCUGCGUGUCUGAGUGGAAGUGAAGCUUUGCAAUAGUGUCCUUUUCUUGUCACAUCUUCGUUGUCUCGCGCAGGGGGGAAGAACUCUGUGGUGUAACUAUUGCAUUGUAAUCUGUCGAAGCUAUCUGGAGCAUCGCUAAGGUUCACCACGGCAGCGGCUGCUGCUUCCCAUGAUGCUUUCCCAAAGCAAGGUCUUUCUGUGCUCUCCUGAGUGGAGAACCACUUCAGGGUUGCAUGAAGACCUCAGAUUCUCUCAGUGUCCUGAUACAGUAUUUCUUACUGUAUCAGUAGGGAUAACUUUAAUGCAAGCAAGCCCAAGCUCUUCCUGCUUCGCUGAUCUAACACAACCAAAACCUAACUGUUCGUGGAAUGAUCUGUAACAAAUUAAUCAUAAGGUUCAAAUCAUACCCUCUGUGCUAGCAGGAAAGCCUUUUCAGAGUUGCUUCAGCUGACUGACUCCUUUAUCUUGAAGCUGCUAACACUCCUCAGAGGUUUAGGGUGGCUUUCAUUGGCAUGGGUAACACUUAACUCUUUGUUCUUCUCACUUAUACUAAGGUUAAACGACAUCAAUAUUUCCUGUUUCUUUAUUGCACACUCAUUAAGGAAACAGUCCCCCCACCCCACAUCUUCUGGAACUUUAGACACGUUCCUGUGGAUCAGGAUGUAACACUGGUGUAGGACAUUGUCUUCUUACUGUAAAGAGACCUACCUCAGGUUACUGGGUCCUGCAUAGUGCGUUGCCAUGAUCACUGUACACUGUCCCUGUUUGGCGGGAUCUGUGGCCCAGGUGGGCGCAGUCGCUCCUCUGAUAGCUGUGACUUACUGAAUGGUCAGCGUUGCAUGUCUUUGUCAACUUGGACAUUUUGUAGCCUUAGCAUGUUUGCAAAAUGUCUCAUUGAGGCAGAAAUCUGAAAAGUAAAUAAAACUAUUUUGGGUUUUGUAAA